Branchiostoma belcheri (Belcher's lancelet) is the source of this 1816-nucleotide messenger RNA. Its product is annotated as THO complex subunit 7 homolog. The record is from RefSeq and is a predicted model, not a curated record. Gene Ontology annotation, cellular component: THO complex part of transcription export complex. The transcript has 8 exons. The coding region runs from base 96 to 704 and encodes 202 amino acids. Lineage: Eukaryota; Metazoa; Chordata; Leptocardii; Amphioxiformes; Branchiostomatidae. Gene Ontology annotation, biological process: mRNA export from nucleus; mRNA processing.
GCCUGAAAUGCCUACGAAUGUUCUCAACAUCUUGACAGAAAUUGACUCUGUGGCUCACCAGGCAUAUUUUUGUACGGGUGUGUGGUGUUGUCAUCAUGGCGGCGAGCAUUUCAGAUGAUGACAUAAUUCGCAAGCGGCUGCUGAUUGAUGGGGAUGGCAUCGGGGAUGACAAACGCAUCAGCACGCUGAUGAAAACCUUCAUGAAGUGGUGCAACACUCCGGGGUCAGAGGAGGAGAGCAAUGCCACCUACCAGCGCAUGCUGGCCCAGCUGGCCCAGUGUGAACAUGCCAUGGAGAAAACUCAGCUCAUCCACAACAUGAACAUCCAUGAGAUCAACAACUACGAACAACUCUACACAGACAUAGAACAGAGUAUAGAAGAUGCCCACACGAAGAUUGGUGACUGCAAGCAGGAACUUCAGCAUGCCAAGAGAGUCCGCAAGAACAGACAAGAGUAUGAUGCCCUUGCCAAGGUCAUCCAGCAGCAUCCAGAUAGACAGCAGACCAUGAGGAGACUUGAGGAGCUCCAGAAAGAACUGAAGACACUGAAGGACUCCAGAGAGGGUCUGGAGGCCAAGAUGGAGAUGCGACAGAAGCAGUUCCAUGUGUUGGUAACUUCCAUCCAUGAACUACAGGCCAUGCUAGAGGAAGAUGAGAAGGAUGAGGAUGAAGAGGAACAAAUGGAUACAGGCUCUAGCACAUAACGCUAGGUGUAGGAUCCAGCACAUGGUACUAGAUAAUGGGCAAGAUACAUUGUACACCACUGACUGUCUGUGCUAGAUGCACAGGGAACAGGCUAGUCACACAUACCAUAAAGGUCCAGACCAAAAUUAGUAUACAGUUUACUUAUUUAACUUCAUGUUAUCCAAUCAUUGGUUGAAGAAAUUCUAGAAAACCACAUUCUGACCCUCCCAUCUGUAUUAAUGAUGAACCAAGGCAUUUCUCUGAAUUUAGAUGCCUCAUAAGUGCAGCUCUCUUGUGAAUAUGUAGAUUGAGUAACAUUUGGAGACAUUAAUUUUCAUCUAAUACUGAAGAAUUUUUGGUUUGUGGUCAACAUGUGAGAAAAUGUUGUGGUUCUUGGCAGUUCCUACAAGCAUCAAGCCUGUGACGUGUCAGGCUGAUGGACCCGUAGACUUUUUCAUGUAUAAUCCAUCAUGUAAAAACCGGCCAUGUUCAGUUCCAAAUACAUGUAUGUUUUGACACAUUAAAACAUGUGGAGUUGUUCAAAGGGUAGCCAAUGCUGUAUACAUACAUGAUGUUCUUCCAACAUCUUCAAUGAUGGCCUAGACCUCUUAGGAAAGGUGAUAAGCCACUGGCCAAAGGUGUAUGUGUUAUGUAAACAUUUUAAAGGUCUUCUUUGGUUGAAACUAUUCUGUUAUCCGCUGACCUUAUGCUGAAAGGUUUGAUCUUUCAAAGAUUAAUAGAUGGACGCUCAGUGUCGGUAGGGGGGUCCAGAUAUGUAGGCCACUGCUGGCAACAUGUGCUGGUCUCACCUUGUGUACUAUGUCAUAACUGAUCCCUUUAAUACUACACGUGUGUUCAUGUAAUCUUCAGGAUGUUAAGUUAAUCUUCCAUGCCACACAUUUGUGGACUCAUAGUGAACUUUUGAAGGCAGCAACAUAUAACAUUCCUACCCAGACACUGCUGACUACCAGCAGUGUCCAGUUGUGCACACCAGUUCAGUAAACCCACAUUAUGCAAAGGCACAUUCAAGUGACGUGCGUUUAUGUAAUCUUGCUGAAAUUGUUCACCCACAGUGGUAACUUUUCCUUUAGUCACUGACUUCAUAUUAAAAGGUUUGAACUUUUGGAGAUUA